UAGAGACCAAUUAUUGACAGAACACGUUCUUUCAACUUCCUUUUCUCCGCCAUUUUUACGUGAACUCAGAGAAGACUGUUUAACGCCAUCAGAUUUUUGCAAAUAUGAUGGGAACUGUAGGUCAACAAGAUGAUCCAGGGAAACUUUUUGUUGGAGGACUUCAUCCUUCUACAAGUGAAGAAUCAAUGAGAGAUUAUUUCUCUGGAUUUGGUCAAGUUAAUGAUUGCAAGCUUAUGAUUGACAAUGUCACAAGGAAAUCAAGAGGGUUUGGCUUUGUUACCUUUGCUGAUGCAAGAUCUGCUCAAGAUGUCCUUGACAAAGUCCCUCAUGUUCUUGAUGGCAAACAGAUUGAUCCAAAGAAAGCUGUACCUAAAGGACCUGGUCAGAGCAUAAUUUUGAAGCAAAUGGGGAAACAUGAAGACCAAAGGAAUUUAUCUUAUGGCCUAUCAAAUGUGACUUCCGGUGCUGCAAGAUCUCGGUCAAGGAAUCCAGAAUGUAAAGUAUUUGUUGGAGGAAUCAGCCAACAAACCACAGAUAAUGAACUGAGAGCCUAUUUCUCAGAGUAUGGCAAUGUAAUGGAAGUUGUCAUUCCACAAGAUAGAAAUACAGGAAAUAUUCGAGGAUUUGCAUUUGUUGGUUUUGACAACCCUGAUACAGUACAAAGACUCCUGAGAAUUCACUUCCACCAAAUCAACGGAAGAACGGUUGAAGUCAAAAGCUGCGAUGAACAAGGGACAAAACAGCGUCAAAUGCAGAAUAUGAACGGACAAUUUAUGGGGGCACCAGGUGCGGAUAUGACAGGUGCAGCGUAUGGCCAGGCCGAUGGCUCUGCUGGGGCUUACGGUCAAAAUGCCUACGGCGCUUACGGCAGUAUGCUGCAGCAAGCGGGUUACGCGCAGGCACCAGGAGCUGCCGCAGGACCAUACGGAGCUGGAUAUGCAUAUGGCGCGGCUGGUUACGGUGCUCUUUCUGGUGCUGCUACAUCACAAUACGGAGUUGCCUCGACCUCUGCCAUGGCUAGCCAAACUACUGCGGCCGCAGGGGGAGCAGCCGCACCAGGGGCAGAUUAUUCAUUCGGAGCUCAGAUGUAUGGUUUUGGCAACUACCAGCAGGAGGCCUCAAGCUUUGGACCAGCCAGAAGCAUUGGCGCCGAUUUAACCGGAUACGCAUCUGUCGGAACUGGGGCUUUGACCGCUGCUUAUGGAGGAGCCGCAGACGCAGCAGCGGCUUACGGUGUUGGAGUAAGCUAUGCUGACACUUCGGCUGCAUUUGGAAGAGGAACAGUUCAAAACAGCACAAAUCAAAGAGGAUAUCACCCUUACGUUAGAUAAAUGCUAGUUGAUCGGACAAGAGGAUUGUUUUAGAGAUUUUUAGAAGGUGAUCUGUAAAUGCCUCGAUCGUAUUGACGUGGGCGAGUUUGUGACUGCGGUUAGAAGGAACUCCACAAGCACAUCUUUGCUCUUCCACCCCUCUAACAACGUGUCUCCUUUAUAGGUUAGAAUGUCAUAGGGAGCCUUAGGACUAUUAAAACACCUUACAGAAAAGUGGUUUGCUAAAGUACGUUGUAUGUUUUUAGGUUGGGCAGAAAGGACAAAGCUUCUAGGAAAUAGCUGGAACUUUGAAUGAUUUAUUAGUGCAGCAGGUCACGCUGAAAAGAGUAACUGGAAUUGUAUUUACUAGUUUGUUAAAUUUGCUGUUUGUUCUUUGCUAAUUUAUGCAUGGGCUUCUCAAAUAAUGUAAAUAUCAAUUGGUAAUUGUAUUUGAUUGAUCAAAUUUAUGUUAAGAUAUUCAGUGUAAAACAGUAAUAUUUUUGGAUAGCAAGUCAUAGAUAUCUGGUCGAUUUAGACGCAUGCAAACCUUUCUUGCGUUUCUGCGAAGUUUGCAAAGUCGAUUUAUACUAAUUGUAGAAAGAGUUGCUCAUUAGGUAGGUUAUCUGAAAUUAUCGGCGGAAUAUGCUAAGCAGCGUCAAAAGACCGCAUCUGGUUCUACAUAGUUCAUGUAGCAAUAUUGACAUUCGUCAGUGAACUUGUUUUCUGAGUGCUGUUCGUUUUUCCUACAAUGCACAUCGUGUGUGAUUAAUAGCAUCACAUAUCAUUUCGUAAAUAAUGAUGUCAUCGAUGGCCUACGGUUGCUUGGGCCCGAUGGUUUUUCCCCUUUUGAAUACGGGCGGCAUCCACCUCCCCCCAUCUUUCUUGUUUCUAAGACGUUUGUUAUACCUGAUGAACAUAACGAAAUGCCUGCUAGGAUCUAUGUUGUCCUGCCUUGGUCUAAAGCACCCUCGGUAAUUUUCAUAUUUAGAUUUUUCAACCUUUUACAUUUUCAUCGAGUCGAAUAGUUUUUUAACACGAGUAUAGUAGAGAUUUAAGGUUCUCAGACACGUCAUUCGUAUCGAGGUUCUAUUUAUUACGAUAAAGUCUGAUUUUAUUUUGUUUUAAUUGCAAAAGUAGAGAGUUCAAAACUACUUUCAUGUAAUCAAGUGGCAUAAUAUCUAUGUAUUUUGUAACAAGAUUUAGUUACGUUUUUUCUCAUUAUAUAUCCGUUACUGUCUCA
This is a messenger RNA of Rhopilema esculentum, 2550 nucleotides long. RefSeq names its product heterogeneous nuclear ribonucleoprotein A/B. Lineage: Eukaryota; Metazoa; Cnidaria; Scyphozoa; Rhizostomeae; Rhizostomatidae. Gene Ontology annotation, molecular function: mRNA binding. Gene Ontology annotation, biological process: regulation of translation. The record is from RefSeq and is a predicted model, not a curated record.